This is a messenger RNA of Elgaria multicarinata webbii, 1229 nucleotides long. It is a transcript of the gene MAD2L2, whose product is annotated as mitotic arrest deficient 2 like 2. NCBI's taxonomy places the organism in Eukaryota, Metazoa, Chordata, Lepidosauria, Squamata, Anguidae. Gene Ontology annotation, cellular component: zeta DNA polymerase complex. Bases 158 to 793 code for a protein of 211 amino acids. The transcript has 9 exons. The record is from RefSeq and is a predicted model, not a curated record.
CCUGCUUGGCCGGACGAGGCUGCUCGGGCUGCCGCCGCUUCCCCGUCGCGGUGCGCGCUGGACGGGCCAGGAGGCGCCGAGGCGCCCCGGAGAGGUGCGGAGACGUUUUUGUAAAUGAGAAUUAAUUUCGGGGCUCGUCAAGGUCGUAGCAGCAAGGAUGACCACCUUAACCCGACAGGAUCUCAACUUUGGACAAGUUGUUGCCGACGUACUUUCUGAAUUUUUGGAAGUGGCUGUUCACCUCAUCCUGUACGUCCGAGAAGUUUACCCCACCGGGAUCUUUCAAAAGAGGAAGAAAUACAACGUACCUGUCCAGAUGUCUUGCCAUCCGGAGUUGAACCAAUACAUCCAGGACACCCUGCAUUGCAUCAAACCCCUGCUAGAGAAGAAUGACGUGGAAAAGGUCGUGGUAGUCAUCCUGGACAAAGACCACCAUCCGGUGGAGAGGUUUGUCUUUGAAAUCACGCAGCCGCCUUUGCUGUCAAUUAGCUCAGAUUCCCUUCUCAACCACGUGGAACAGCUCCUGCGGGCCUUUAUUUUGAAGAUCAGCGUGUGUGACGCCGUUUUGGACAACAACCCUCCAGGCUGUACUUUUACCGUGCUGGUCCACACCCGAGAAGCCGCCACCCGCAACAUGGAAAAGAUCCAGGUGAUCAAGGAUUUCCCCUGGAUCCUUGCUGAUGAACAGGACGUCCACAUGCACGACCCGCGGCUUAUCCCGCUAAAGACCAUGACAUCGGAUCUUUUAAAGAUGCAGCUGUACGUCGAAGAGCGCGCUCAGAAAGGCACCUGAUUCCGACCUUCUCCUGCUGUGUCUUGAAACCUUGAACGCUCUCUAAGGGCGAGGUGUUGCCAAGCUGUACUCUCUCUGCUGCGGAGAAUAUUGGCGCUAAAAAAACUGCCAUUCUGGGCGACUUGACACCCUCUGCCAAUCCGUUUCCUGGCUAGGGUGUCCACUUUGUGUUUUUAAAAGUGCUCUUACCCCACUGUAUAUAGGAGAGAAAGAGAAUCCUGUAGCAGCAAACUCCACUUCCUUCAGCGAGUCUGUUUCUUGAGCACUUUGCAAGCUUCUAGACCCGAGUGAGGAUCGAUUUUAAAUUUGUGCGUCGAAAGAGGUGCUGCUGUUCUUUAGUGGGCCUCGAGCCUUCAGAAGACUUUUAUGUGUCACUUUUUUUUUUAGUUCUGGAGCUCAUCUGUACGAUUUAAGGCAGCCUUCCUCAACCUGGGGC